Ostrea edulis (European flat oyster) is the source of this 1234-nucleotide messenger RNA. Its product is annotated as phosphatidylethanolamine N-methyltransferase-like. Gene Ontology annotation, biological process: phosphatidylcholine biosynthetic process. The transcript is spliced from 7 exons. Gene Ontology annotation, molecular function: phosphatidylethanolamine N-methyltransferase activity. Bases 159 to 824 code for a protein of 221 amino acids. NCBI's taxonomy places the organism in Eukaryota, Metazoa, Mollusca, Bivalvia, Ostreida, Ostreidae. The record is from RefSeq and is a predicted model, not a curated record.
CGGACUGUCAGUGUCGCCAUCUCCCGGGCUGGCAGUGUCGCGAUCCCCCACGUCUCCCGGGCUGUCAGUGUCGCCAUCUCCCGGGCUGGCAGUGUCACGAUCUCCCACGUCUCCCAGGCUGGCAGUGUCGCGAUCAUGGCCGUGGAAACAGAGUCGCUAUGAAUAGCCGUGUGUUUGAGAGGAGGGCGGGAAUUCUGUGCGGAAGUGUUACAGGAAUGACGGGGACAGAACAGUUGAAGGAGAUUAUAAAGGAGACUUUUGUUGAGUUUGAAGACAAGAAUUUAUGGAUCUGUAUGGCGACCAUCUUCUUUAAUCCUCUGUUUUGGAAUGUGGUUGCCAGAUGGGAGUAUGAAACUCAUGCCCUGUCCAGUUUACUGGGGGGUCCGAAGAGGGCCUGCGUGUUGCUGGCCGGUACUAUCGUCGGUCUGGGGUUCUUCAGAGACUGGUGGUUUAAGCUUGCCUGUGAUAGCCAGCCAGAGUGGCCGUUUUUGUAUGACAACAAUUACUUGUUCCUUGGUUACGGCUGCAUUCUGAUUGGCUCCGUCCUUGUCUUCUCCAGCUAUUGGGCGUUGGGAUUUUUUGGAACAUUUCUCGGUGACUAUUUUGGGAUUUUGAUGGAUGACAAAGUGACGGAUUUCCCUUUUAAUGUCAUAGACAAUCCCAUGUAUUGGGGGUCAACGCUGAUCUUCGGAGGAACUGCGCUAGUGAAAGCGAGUCAAGCUGGCAUUUUGUUGACCUGUUUAGUCGGCCUUAGUUACAAAAUCGCCAUCUUUUUUGAGGGACCUUUCACAUUAAAGAUAUACAAUGAAAGUAAGAGAGCGUAAGACGCCACGUCACAAGAGGAGUGGCAGCAUUUAGGGAGUUCGGGAGUCAUGGGUGUAUAUCUACCUCCAAACACAAGAGAGUGCCGACAGAUUCGUCUGAGCGUGUGUUGUUUGACUGCAGUGAUCGUUUACCUGUGUGUUGUGAUAUUCAUUAUGUGUAUAAGCAUGUACUUAACAGUUUAAAUUCUCAUCAGGAUUCUACGAGCUUUGGUGCCUUACCAAUACGCAUUGAGACCACUUCAUCAAUUGUGUACUUUUUACAACAGUUUUCAAAGUGUGUUAAAAUUUGGAACCAGCUCUAAAUUUUUAAUUUUUUUUCAAAGUGCGAUGAUAAAUGAAUGGAUCACCUGUGUACUUUGAAUUUCGGACCUGCUCAGUCCACUUUGAAAUUAUAUAAAUGUGAAAAAUAA